This is a messenger RNA of Anarrhichthys ocellatus (wolf-eel), 3335 nucleotides long. Its product is annotated as plexin A3-like. Gene Ontology annotation, molecular function: semaphorin receptor activity. Gene Ontology annotation, cellular component: plasma membrane; semaphorin receptor complex. Gene Ontology annotation, biological process: regulation of cell migration; semaphorin-plexin signaling pathway. The annotation marks the transcript as partial. The transcript is spliced from 13 exons. Lineage: Eukaryota; Metazoa; Chordata; Actinopteri; Perciformes; Anarhichadidae. The record is from RefSeq and is a predicted model, not a curated record.
AUUCACACCAACACCAUAAUAAAGAACAAUAUUGACGUUAUUUGUAAGAGCUUAGAGAACAUUGCGGUGUUAAUAAUCAGACUGACUGUGAGAUGUGCGUCUCUGUUUCAGUCUCCAGCGAACGUAGAGAAAGCUCUGCGUCUCUUCAGUCAGUUACUGAACAACAAGAUGUUCCUGUUGACCUUCAUUCACACUCUGGAGGCUCAGAGGUCGUUCUCCAUGAGAGACCGUGGGAACGUCGCCUCGCUGCUGAUGGCCGCUCUGCAGGGUCGGAUGGAAUAUGCUACAGUGGUGUUGAAACAGCUGCUGGCCGACCUCAUCGAGAAGAAUCUGGAGAACAGAAACCAUCCUAAACUACUUCUGAGGAGGACGGAGUCUGUGGCCGAGAAGAUGCUGACCAACUGGUUCACCUUCCUGCUGCAUCGCUUCCUCAAGGAGUGUGCAGGUGAGCCUCUCUUCAUGUUGUAUUGUGCCAUAAAGCAGCAGAUGGAAAAAGGGCCGAUAGACGCGAUCACAGGAGAAGCUCGUUACUCUCUGAGUGAAGACAAACUGAUCAGACAACAGAUCGACUACAAGCAGCUGACUCUGAUGUGCAUCCCUCCGGAGGGUGAGACAGGUACAGAGGUCCCGGUGAAGGUGUUGAACUGUGACACGGUGACUCAGGUCAAAGACAAGCUGCUGGACGCUGUUUAUAAGGGGAUCCCGUUCUCUCAGAGACCUCAGGCCGACGACAUGGACCUCGAGUGGCGUCAAGGUCGACUGACCAGGAUCAUCCUGCAGGACGAAGACGUGACCACCAAGAUAGAGAGCGACUGGAAGAGACUGAACACACUGGCUCACUACCAGGUAACGGACGGCUCUCUGGUGGCGCUGGUCCAGAAGCAGGUUUCUGCCUACAAUAUCGCCAACUCCUUCACCUUCACCAGAUCUCUGAGCAGAUACGAGUCGUUACUUCGUACCUCCAGCAGUCCAGACAGUCUGAGAUCCAGAGCUCCCAUGAUCACCCCGGACCAGGAGACAGGGACUAAACUGUGGCACCUGGUGAAGAAUCACGAGCACAGUGACCAGAGAGAAGGAGACCGAGGCAGCAAGAUGGUUUCUGAGAUCUACCUGACCAGACUGCUGGCUACCAAGGGGACGCUGCAGAAGUUUGUGGACGACCUGUUUGAGACGGUGUUCAGCACCGCCCACCGGGGCUCUGCUCUGCCAUUGGCUAUCAAAUACAUGUUCGACUUCCUGGAUGAGCAGGCCGACAAACGACAGAUCACCGACCCGGACGUCCGACACACCUGGAAGAGCAACUGCCUUCCUCUCAGGUUCUGGGUGAACGUCAUUAAGAACCCUCAGUUCGUGUUUGACAUCCACAAGAGCAGCAUCACCGACGCCUGUCUGUCGGUCGUCGCUCAGACCUUCAUGGACUGCUGCUCGACGUCCGAACACCGGCUCGGCAAAGACUCUCCGUCCAACAAGCUGCUCUACGCUAAAGACAUCCCCAACUACAAGAGCUGGGUGGAGAGGUACUACAGGGAUAUUGCGAAGAUGCCCAGCAUCAGUGAUCAGGACAUGGACGCCUACCUGGUGGAGCAGUCCCGUCUGCACGGCACCGAGUUCAACACACUGAGCGCGCUCAGUGAGCUCUACUUCUACAUCAACAAGUACAAGGAAGAGAUCCUGACGGCGUUGGACCGGGACGGGUACUGUCGCAAACACAAACUGAGGCACAAACUGGAGCAAGCCAUCAACCUGAUGUCUGGGAGCAGCUGAGAGGAAGGGGGGGGGGAUCGAAUGGACUGAUGGGGUGGGAUGGGGGAGGGUGGGGGAGGGUAAGAAGAAGAAUGGGGAAGUGAAGGCAUUCUGUUUAUCUGAACUGUUUGAACAGUCAGCUGAUCUGCCAAUGGCUGUCAGACCCUUUAGCGAUCAAUCCAACAGCAAUUUACCGAUUGAUUGAUUUGAAGACUGAUUAACUGGACGGCCUGGGACCCCCGACUACCUCCGGUUGGGUUUGGGGCAGAAAAUCAGUUUCCAAACUGGUGACUUCAACGUGGACUGAAGUCAUUUUGUGGGCAAAAAAACGAACAACCAAACCUUCUGUUGGUUUAGAUUUAAAUUCAAUAGCAGGGAUCAAAGCAAAGGGGGGGCCUUGGAAUAGACCUGGAAACUAAAGACUGAGUCAGGUGACCUGAGGACUAAUCGAUCCUGACUUCAGGACUCCCAGCUCGGACGCUGGAUCGAAAAGCAAAAAGGUCAAGUCAAGUCUCCGUUAACAAGCUACGGACUUCAUCCUUUGAAAAGACCUUGAUCGGGUGUAAAGGAUCAGGAACCGAGGGGUCAUAGGAAGAACCCAACAGGUUUCACUUUACCUUGAGAGUCCCAUCGAAGUCCGGAACGAAUCCGGGGCUGAAUACCAAAAAGGUCAAGUGGAGGUUUUGAAUCCUCGAGUUGGAAACGUCCGGAUUCACUGCGAGACGUUCAAUGUCAAGCUUUAAGGAAGGAAGUCAAACGAAGGGUUGGCGAAGGAUUCGGGAAAGGUUGUUUCAAGCUUUAACGAAGAAGGAAGCAAAUAUAAACUGAUGACCUGCCCUCAACCUUGAAAUCCCUGCUUGGUCUUAAAGCGAUGAACAAUAGGAAUUCAUCUUCAGAGGAAGUGAAAUAAAGACUCUCGAUUUGACUUGACCUUUGACCGAUCGGCCGAGCCUCAUCAGGAUUCUAGAGGUUUCUAAGUUGCUAUAUAACCACUCGAUGUUUCUUCUCUGGACAAUCACUCUGUACCACAGCACACUGAGCCCGAUGCCUACCGACCGACCAGUACCUGUGUCCAUGAACCCGUCCUCUUUUCCUAUCCCUUCCAUCCUCAACUCCUCAGAAUUUCACCACCUUCUUUGCUUUACCUCGUUUCCUCUCUAUCUUCCACCUCUCCUUUCCUUCCUUACCAGUUUCCUCUCACCCCCCCCCCCCAAUCGACCCCGCUCAUUGGUCAGUCCUGCUGGCCUCUGGCCAUCCUAUUGGCCAGGAAGACUCUUUAGUAAUUUACUGCCCGACCAAUCAAGACUGUGGAAUUCGCCCAGAAUCAUGAAUAAUUAAAAGGAAAUUAAUCCAGAAAGACGUUUUGAAUACAUUCCAGCACACAGGCACAGGUCUGUAGACGAGCAGGUUGGCUAACGCUAACGUGGACCGACCGCCAGUUUUUUUUCAGGACCAGAACGACCUGGAAAAUCGGGGUUCUGGAUUCGGCACCAAGUCGGUGAACUUUUGUCGCCGUUUUUUUGGUUGCGGAUCGCUUCAUUGUCGAGCCUUGCACACACAUGCACGCGCACACACACACACACACACACACA